Aspergillus homomorphus CBS 101889 is the source of this 723-nucleotide messenger RNA. RefSeq names its product putative pyrimidine 5'-nucleotidase. Gene Ontology annotation, molecular function: nucleotidase activity. The transcript is spliced from 5 exons. The record is from RefSeq and is a predicted model, not a curated record. NCBI's taxonomy places the organism in Eukaryota, Fungi, Ascomycota, Eurotiomycetes, Eurotiales, Aspergillaceae. Gene Ontology annotation, biological process: pyrimidine nucleobase metabolic process; nucleotide catabolic process. Bases 1 to 723 code for a protein of 240 amino acids.
AUGACGACCGCCAACCACUCGGCCAGCGCGCCGCUGGACCCGCGACCAGUGUUCUUCUUCGACAUUGACAACUGCUUAUACUCCCGAGGAUGCAACAUCCACGAUGAGAUGCAAAAACUGAUCAACGAGUUCUUCAUCAAGCACCUCUCGCUCAACACGGAAGAUGCGCACCACCUGCACAUGAAAUACUACAAGGAGUACGGGCUGGCGAUCGAGGGGCUGACGCGGCACCACAAGAUCGACCCGCUGGAGUUCAACCGCGAGGUCGACGACGCGCUGCCGCUGGACGAGAUCCUGAAGCCGGAUGCGCAGCUGCGGCGGCUGCUCGAGGACAUCGACCGGAGCAAGGUGCGGCUGUGGCUGCUGACGAACGCGUACGUCACGCACGCGCGCCGCGUCGUGCGGCUGCUGCAGGUGGAGGACCUGUUCGAGGGCGUCACCUUCUGCGACUACUCGCAGACGCCGCUGGUGUGCAAGCCCAGCCAGGUGAUGUACGAGAAGGCGGAGCGGGAGGCGGCGGCAUCGAGUCGGGAGGAGUGCUAUUUUGUCGAUGAUUCGGGCCUGAACUCCAAACACGCCGCAGAGCGCGGCUGGGCCGUCGCCCACCUCGUCGAGCCGGGAUUACCCGCGCCCCCGGAGCCGGUCUCGCAAUUCCAGAUCUCGAGUCUGGAGGAGCUGCGGACCUGUUUCCCUCACUUGUUCAAGUCGCAACAACAGUCCUAA